Molecule: messenger RNA, 784 nt
Organism: Psylliodes chrysocephalus
Lineage: Eukaryota; Metazoa; Arthropoda; Insecta; Coleoptera; Chrysomelidae
Source: the annotation of a GenBank genome assembly
GUUCAAAUAAUUAUAUUUCGGUUCAACAUGAGACAAUUCCUCGUUUUAGCAGCCAUCUUCGGCUUAUCCUCGUGCGGACGUUUGGACAGCCAGUACCUGCCUCCAAACCAAGGUGGUAACUUUAACCAAGCACAGGGUAGCUUCAACCAACAAGCACAGGGUAGCUUCAACCAACAACCACAGGGUAGCUUCAACCAUCAAUCGCAGAGUAGCUUCAACCAUCAAGCCCAAGGUAGCUUUAACCAAGCUAGUUUCAACAAAGGUCCUGACGGUCCAAUCAACAAGGCUGCUAACGAUGUACCCAUCCUUAAAUUGGACAAUGAAAAUGACGGAGAGACUUACAACUAUGCUUUAGAAACUGGUGAUGGUAUUUCAGUUCAAGAACACGGUGACGCUAGAGGAGAUGGUACCAACGCUGAAGGUGGUUUCUCUUACACCGCCCCCGAUGGCCAACAGAUCCAAAUCCAAUACACCGCUGGUGAAAACGGUUUCAUCCCCCAAGGAGCCCAUAUACCCACCGCUCCUCCAGUACCAGCAGAUAUCCUUAAAGCCAUAGAACAGAACCUCGCUGACGAAGCCAAUGGUGUAUUCGAUGAUGGUCAGUACAAGGAAGAGCACAGUAACUAUGGAGCAAAAGCACAUGCUGGGCAGCAACAACAACAUGGAGGACAACAGUCAGGAGGAUACGGCAGCCAAAGUCAGAACAGCUUCAACUUCCAGGCUCAAAAACAAUACGUUCCUCCUGCGCCUUCCAACCAAGGAAAAAAUGGUUACCAAUAUUGAG